This is a messenger RNA of Triticum turgidum subsp. durum (durum wheat), 399 nucleotides long. Lineage: Eukaryota; Viridiplantae; Streptophyta; Magnoliopsida; Poales; Poaceae. The record is from the annotation of a GenBank genome assembly.
AUGACAACAAGCAAUGGUGAAAUUCCUUCAAGUUUCAGACAAGCGGUCAAGAAAGGAGCGGUGAUGUUGAGUUCAGAGGAGAAAACAGAUCGAGUCUGCCCUCGCAUGACCGGAGUGGUCGUGCCUAAUCAAGUCGGCAGCCCGUGCAUGGCCAAUGAUAGGAAGGGGAUCCUCCAGGCUAAUGGAGAACAGUUGCAUCUGAAGCACAUGGCAGAAGGUGGAACCGCGGCUAUGGUCCAUGAGAGGUAUGGGGUAACAGCGACAUAUUCGUAUAAGGAGAUCGCGGGGCAAAUAAUACAGCAGCAAGAUGAGCAGUGCCUGAGGGCGGCCACUGUUGUUACCCUCCUCAUUGUUGUUGCCGCUGGGAUCCUAUCAAAUGUAAGUGCUGAUGAUAAGUGA